This is a messenger RNA of Sesamum indicum (sesame), 1258 nucleotides long. RefSeq names its product CASP-like protein 4A4. Lineage: Eukaryota; Viridiplantae; Streptophyta; Magnoliopsida; Lamiales; Pedaliaceae. The record is from RefSeq and is a predicted model, not a curated record.
GUUAUCUAUAAUAAGGUCACCUUACCAAAAUCCUUUCAGUUAUAACUUAUUACAAUGGCCAAAUCACUUGAGACACCAAACUUGAAUAAAAACGAGACAUCUUUCUUUUUAAAAUAUGUAGACUGUUGACCAAAUUGUUGGAUAACUAAUCUGAUAGUUCACCUACACAACCUUGCAAAAGAAGAAAGGAAAGAACAUGAAACAAGACAGAAGAUGUUGCACUUACAGCCUGAGAGGUCAAUGUCAAGAACUAGUGUUUCACCAGCUGCAGCCUAUUCAUCUCCACAGCCACGGCCACCUCUGCCAACGCCGUCACCAUCCUCAUUUUCAGCUGCUUCCACAAGAUGGAGCUCUCAGCCUCCAACUCAGACAGCCAACCUCUCCCUCCGGUUUCUGGCGCUCGUUCUCUCCUUUGCCGCUGCCCUCCAACUGGCUGCAAUAUCACCAGCUACCGCCAAGUUCAAAAAGCACUCCAACAGCUUCUGUGAUUACCCUGAGUUAGUGUACUGCUUCACUGUGAACAUCUGGGGAUUUCUUUAUGCAGCCUAUCAGUCGUUCAAAGGUAUUUGUGACGUUGCACAUAGAGGUAUUUUCGUUUCAGACAUGGUAUCCGACUACAUCAGCUUCAUUUUUUACCAGUUGACAGGAUACCUGGUUGUCUCAGCCUCUUCUGUAGCUGUACCAGUUAUCCAACACAUGUACAAUGGAACUUCACUCAGGAAGGCAGCUACGGUUUCUGUAUGCAUGUCUUUUGCUUCAUUCCUGGUUAUUGCAGCUAGUGGAGUACUGUCUGGCUACAGAUUAUGUAAGAGGAUCAUGUGGUGAUACCACUCAUCAAGCACAAACAGUCUGCUAACAUUCCAUGUAUGGUUAACCACAAAUUGGAACAAAGGUAGGACAUUGAGUAAAAGGUUUCUUUCCCCCUGGAAAUGAUCAAAGUCAUAUAUGUUAGAAAUGAUUCCUUCUACCUAGUUCAAGUCUCAAGUAGCAUCCAUCCUAACUAUGUUGCAACAAGUCAUUGCAAAGUCAGGAACAAAGUUUAGAUGGGGGUUAUAACAACCUAGAAUUGAUAAUGUUGCCCCCUUUUUGAAUCUUAUUUGUCUUCUUAUAUAAUCAGAAUAUGUAUCAUCAUCCCAGAAUCUCAGGAUUCUGGCUCCAUUAAGCAUAUUGUAUAUAAUAAGGAUUGCUACAUAAAGGACAUAUUCAUAUAAAAGGGGAACCAUAACUCAGAACAUUUUCACUAACGUGCAAUAAAACA